AGGAAAAGCACCCAAAACACCAUGGCGCGCCUUCUCGCUCGCUUCUGCAAGACUCUUCCCGUCCAGGGUUGCUCAACCCAGUCGAUUCUGCCGGCCGUUUCGAUGGUGCCGACGCGUGCCCGUAGCACCGACAGUCGAAUUCAAGCGGCAAAGCCCGUCGUUGAGAUGGACGGCGAUGAGAUGACGCGCAUCAUCUGGCAGUUCAUCAAGGAUAAGCUGAUCUUUCCUUACGUGAAGGUAGAAGCACUUUACUACGAUCUUGGCCUCCCGUACCGCGAUCAGACCAACGAUCAGGUUACGAUCGAUGCAGCGCACGCCAUGCUGAAGCACAAUGUCGGCAUCAAGUGUGCGACGAUCACACCGGACGAGCAGCGCGUGGAAGAGUUUAAGCUGAAAAAGAUGUGGCUCAGUCCGAACGGUACGAUCCGUAACAUUCUCGGUGGCACCGUGUUCCGCGAACCGAUCAUCUGCAAAAACAUUCCGCGCAUUGUGCCCGGUUGGACGAAACCAAUCGUGAUCGGUCGCCAUGCGCACGGUGAUCAGUACAAGGCGCAGGACUAUGUCGUUCGCAAACCGGGCACGGUGAAAAUGGUUUACACGGGGGAUGAUGGUUCGGUUGAGGAGAUUCUGCUGUACAAGUAUCCGGCGCCCGGUGUAGCGUUGGCUAUGUACAACACGGACGAAUCGAUUACGGCGUUCGCACACUCGUCGUUCCAGGUGGCGCUGAGCAAAGGAUGGCCACUGUACCUGUCAACCAAGAACACGAUUCUGAAGCGUUAUGAUGGACGUUUCAAGGACAUCUUUCAGGAGAUUUAUGAGAAAGAUUACAAGAAACAGUUCGAGGAUGCGAAGAUUUGGUACGAACACCGGCUAAUCGACGAUAUGGUAGCGCAGGCGCUGAAAUCUUCGGGCGAAUUCGUCUGGGCCUGCAAAAACUACGACGGCGAUGUGCAGUCGGACAUUGUGGCGCAAGGGUACGGAUCACUCGGCUUGAUGACGUCGGUGCUGGUGUGUCCAGAUGGUAAAACGCUCGAAUCGGAAGCUGCACACGGAACUGUUACGCGUCAUUAUCGUGAACAUCAGAAAGGACGGCCAACCUCCACCAACCCGAUCGCAUCGAUCUUCGCGUGGACCCGCGGUUUGGAGCAUCGAGCCAAGCUUGACAGCACUCCCGACCUAGCCCGCUUUGCCCAGGCGCUCGAGAAAGCGUGCGUCGACACGGUUGAAUCGGGCAAGAUGACCAAGGAUCUGGCUCUUUGCAUUCACGGUUCGCGUAACCUUAAGGACAGCAUGUACCUAAACACACAGGACUUCCUGGAAGCCAUCUCGGAGCAGCUGGAACGCACGUGGAAGAAAUAGUGCGG
This is a messenger RNA of Anopheles maculipalpis, 1364 nucleotides long. RefSeq names its product isocitrate dehydrogenase [NADP], mitochondrial-like. The coding region runs from base 22 to 1359 and encodes 445 amino acids. Gene Ontology annotation, cellular component: mitochondrion. The record is from RefSeq and is a predicted model, not a curated record. The transcript is spliced from 4 exons. Gene Ontology annotation, biological process: isocitrate metabolic process. Gene Ontology annotation, molecular function: isocitrate dehydrogenase (NADP+) activity; NAD binding; magnesium ion binding. Lineage: Eukaryota; Metazoa; Arthropoda; Insecta; Diptera; Culicidae.